CUGCCAGAGCCAGGUCUCCACCCCCUGCCCCCCCUGCCAGAGCCAGGUCUCCAUCCCCUCUCAGAGCCGGGUCUCCACCCCCUGCCAGCUCCCCACCCCCUCCCAGAGCUGGGUCUCCACCUCUUCAUUCUCUACCCUCUGCCACCCCCCCUUCCCCAGUGUCUCUGAGCCAGCCCCCAGCUACGUUUCUGCCCAUGGAGGAGGAUGCCCCUUGCAUGGCUCCCAUAUCACUCCAGGGCCCCUCUGAGGGCUCCUUGCUGGCAGAGCUGGUGCCCACUGAGGGGCCCCAUGGCAGUCGCCCAGAUGUGCCAACUGGGCCCCUCGCUGACCCCACUAAUCCAGCACUGGCCGGGGGGGAGCCUGCUCAAAGCUGCCCAGUUCUCUCCAGCGCAGGGUCCUGCUCCCUGGAACCUCUGCCUCAGGCCGUGCCCCCGUGGCCCUGGCAUCCCGGCCCCUCCACGGCUGCAGCCCCCAUGCCUGGCAAGGACCCCAUGGCAGGUGGGGAGGCACCGCUGGAGCCCUCCCACGGGCUCUGCCUGGCGCCAGAGGCCAGCCCGGCCGAGCUCCUCCCGGAGUCAGGACACAACGGCAUAGCAGGGCAGGAGACCGGGAGGUGGCCAGAGCUCAGGGACCUGGAGCUGGAGCUGGAGCUGGAGCCAGGAGAGAAGGGCGCCCUGAGCGGCGGUGCCAAGCUCCAGCUGCAAGCGGCGUGGGAUCCCCCAGCAGGGGACACAGCCUGGGUCUCUCUGCAAGGCGGCGCCAGGCGGGCGGCGCUGGAGGGGGGGGAGGCCGUCGAGGGCCCCUCCCCCCGCACUGCGUAGACAGCAGGGGCUGCCGGACCCCAGCAUUCGUCCCACCCACAGAGCCCGCAUGGCUCGGCUUUAUGACUGCGACGCGCCGGGGGGCUGCUCGGAUUGCACCCCCCCGGGCCCUUCUAAGAACCAGCAAUUCCCCCCCCCGGGGGUGCCUGCACUCUGAACCCCCAGCACCCCGGUCUCUGCUCGCUGGGUGAGCCCCCGCCCCACCAUGUUACCCUGCAACCUGGGCCGUGGCCUCCAUGGCCCAAUAAAGGAGCUGUGGGAACUGGC
Messenger RNA from Mauremys mutica (yellowpond turtle), 1088 nucleotides. RefSeq lists its product as uncharacterized. Bases 195 to 821 code for a protein of 208 amino acids. Lineage: Eukaryota; Metazoa; Chordata; Testudines; Geoemydidae. The transcript has 4 exons. The record is from RefSeq and is a predicted model, not a curated record.